ACCUGCUAUGUUUUACUUCUUUCCCUUUUCUUUACAGGUAUUGGCAGAAAACCUCACCGUGAUCACUGAGUUCUUACUCCUGGGUUUCUCAAGCCUUGGUGACGUUCAGCUUGAUCUCUUUGUGGUUUUUCUUUUUCUCUAUCUAGUCAUUCUCAGUGGCAAUGCCACUAUCGUCAGUAUCAUCCGCCUGGAUCAGAGCCUCCACACACCCAUGUACUUCUUCCUUGGCAUCCUCUCAACAUCUGAGACUUUCUAUACUUUUGUCAUCUUACCCAAGAUGCUCCUUAACCUACUUUCUGUGUCUAGGACAAUCUCCUUCACCUGCUGUGCCGUUCAGAUGUUCUUCUUCCUUGGUUUUGCCAUAACCAAUUGCUUGCUGCUGGGGGUAAUGGGUUAUGAUCGUUAUGUAGCCAUCUGCCAUCCUCUCCAUUACCCCAUCCUGAUGAGCUGGCAGGUAUGUGGGAAGUUGGCAGCUGCCUGUGGGAUUGGAGGUUUCUUGGCUUCUCUUACCGUGGUAAAUUUGGUGUUCAGCCUCCCUUUCUGUAGCACCAACGAGGUCAACCAUUACUUUUGUGACAUCUCACCAGUCAUUCGCCUGGCUUGUACCAAUACAGAUGCCCAUGAACUUGUUAUAUUCAUCUGUGGGGUUCUUGUCCUCGUGGUUCCCUUUUUCUUUAUUUGUGUUUCUUACCUCUGCAUUCUAAGGACUAUCCUGAAGAUUCCCUCAGCAGAAGGCAAACAGAAAGCCUUUUCCACAUGUGCCUCUCACCUCACGGUUGUAGUUAUUCACUAUGGCUGUGCCUCUUUCAUCUACUUAAGGCCUACAGCAAAGUAUGUGUCUAAUAAGGACAGACUCGUGACAGUGACAUACACCAUUGUCACUCCGCUACUAAACCCCAUGGUCUACAGCCUCAGGAACAAGGAUGUUCAACUUGCUAUCAGGAAAGUGCUAGUAAGAAAGGAUCUCUGAAAC
This is a messenger RNA of Dipodomys ordii (Ord's kangaroo rat), 973 nucleotides long. RefSeq names its product olfactory receptor 10R2. Gene Ontology annotation, cellular component: membrane. Gene Ontology annotation, molecular function: G protein-coupled receptor activity; olfactory receptor activity. Lineage: Eukaryota; Metazoa; Chordata; Mammalia; Rodentia; Heteromyidae. The record is from RefSeq and is a predicted model, not a curated record. Bases 8 to 970 code for a protein of 320 amino acids. The transcript has a single exon. Gene Ontology annotation, biological process: G protein-coupled receptor signaling pathway.